This is a messenger RNA of Condylostylus longicornis, 1027 nucleotides long. RefSeq names its product general transcription factor IIH subunit 3 (gene Tfb4). Gene Ontology annotation, biological process: nucleotide-excision repair; regulation of DNA-templated transcription. Lineage: Eukaryota; Metazoa; Arthropoda; Insecta; Diptera; Dolichopodidae. Bases 110 to 979 code for a protein of 289 amino acids. Gene Ontology annotation, cellular component: transcription factor TFIIH holo complex; transcription factor TFIIH core complex. The transcript is spliced from 6 exons. The record is from RefSeq and is a predicted model, not a curated record.
GUCAAAAAAUGUCAUGUUUGUUUUGUUUAUCGCAUUAUUAAAAAUUUUAAUUUAGCAAAUUAAAUUAAUUUAAUUCCUGAUUUGAAAUAUACACAUUUUAUCGUUCACAAUGACCGAAGAUACUAAAAGUAUAAGCUUAUUAGUAAUAAUAUUAGACACAAAUCCGUCGCAACGAAUUAUAAGGCAAAAUCCUCAUCAUUUAACCCAAUGUUUAGAUUCUAUUGUGGCAUUUGGAAAUGCCCAUUUAAUGCAAAAAGCGCAAAAUAAGCUGGCUGUGCUAGCUUGUCACCACCAUGCGACAGAGUAUCUUUAUCCAAUGCCGGGAAAACCUUUGGAAAUACGUCAAACCGAUGGACAAUACGAACUUUUUACUUUAGUUGAAAAAACAAUUAAAAUGAAUUUAGCUAAGAUUAUUAAUACUGUCCCAAAAAUUAACACCCCAUGUGAAUCCCUACUGGCUGGCAGUGUUGCAAUGGCUUUAUGUUACAUAGCACGGAUAAAUAGAACUAAACAACCGGGAGUAAAAUUAAAUUCUCGUAUAUUGGUAUUGACUGGUAGUAAUGAAUGCGCCUCUCAGUAUAUGGCUUAUAUGAACACUUUCUUUACUGCCCAAAAACAGGGCGUUGUACUAGAUGUUUGUGCGUUAGAUAAAAGCUUAAGCUUAUUGCAGCAAGGUUGCGAUAUUACAGGCGGCCAGUAUUUAAGAUUACCUAUAUUAGAUGGGCUAUUACAAUAUUUAUUAUGGGUAUUUUUAUCAGAACCACAGACAAGGAGCAAACUUGUACUACCCCCAAAAACAAAGGUCGACUACAGAGCAGCAUGUUUCUGUCACAGGGAGUUAAUUGAUAUUGGUUAUGUUUGUUCAGUGUGUUUAUCGAUAUUUUGCAAAUUUAGUCCCAUAUGUACAACAUGCCACACCGUCUUUAAAAACCCUGCUCCACUUGCAGUUAAAACUAAGAAGAAAAAAAUGAAAGUGUAAAACAAAACUUAUUUUUCAAUAAAAAUUUAAUCAUAAGAAUCGCUUGUA